UAAUGGAAUCAAGUUUCAGAUCAUACCUGGAAUAUUUUUUUCGAAGGUCACUAUUUACUGAGCAAUUGAAACUCUUUAUUUUUAUAUACGAUAAUAGGCCAUUCUUUACUCUAUAUGAUUAUAAAUUUUUAAUAGGAUUAUUUCCUGUUUUCAUUAAAAAAUUCGCUGGUUUAUUGAGAAACAUUUUUGCGAAUUUUUUCAUAGAUGAUAUUCCACUACUGUUCAAUCAUUUAGCUAUUGUCUGUGACACACAGCUGAGUAGACUAUCGAUUCAUAUAAUUUUGGCCAGGUUUAAAUCUAGUCGUAGAAGUGACUUUUGGCGAAGUAGUAUAAUCUUUUUCCCAUAGAUAUAGAAAAAGGAUCAAAUUUUAGCAUUAAAGUCUAAUUUUCUACUCAACUUCAAAUCACUUCUAAGGAACACCUUUUUGCACGAUUAAACUGAAUAGAUGUCUACCAUCUAAUUCAAUUUUCAUCAUUAAUAAUUUUGAUUUAACGGAAAUACAUACUUGCAAAAGUUUUGGUUCAGUACUUCUUAGAGUUUAUAAAAAUUUUUCGAAGAAAUAUGAAUAAAAUAAAAUAACAACUACAUAGAUCAAUAGAGUAACGCACGCUCUAUUCAAAUAUAUCACAAUAAGAAAUACCUAAGGUUUUAUAGAAAAUAGAGCAAAGCGAGCGAAACUAUCAAAAAUAACGUAAUCAACCUGUAUAUAGAGACCCUGUAGCGGACUGUAUUGUCAAAAUGUUUAGCUUAUUCGUACAUAACAUAAUGACCACUGCUUUCUCUGUGUACAUGAAGUUUAUGUAUGAAGAAAAAAAACCUGAAUUGAAUGCAUAUAUGAAUCAGUCAAGAAAAUAUUAUGUCAUGUAUAUCAGAUAUUCCUAAGGUAAGUACCAUAUUGUAACGAAUUCUAGAAUAGGAAAAUUUGAAUUGUUCUUUUUUCUGAAAGAGAAUUUUAGUAUCAACGACAACAAAAAAUGUUUCAAUUCCAGUUCUUGAUUUUUCUCAGUCUUUCGAAGGAUAUAUUUCAUUUAAUUUUGUCUAAAUUCGGUCAUAAUAUAAUGCUUAUUAUACUCGUGAGUAAUCAUCAUUCUUAAAACAAGCAUCUUCAUGUGCAGUUUCGAGAUUUCGUCAUGUCUGACGUUUUCAAUGGCUAGAAAUUGCGUUCAAAGCAUUUUUGAGUAGUUUCAUGGAUGAAGAUUACUGUAGAAAUUCUGCAAGACACAAGAUACGUUCAAAUAGUAGGAAGGGCUCCGAUGACUAAUUGACAUAAUAUUCUAGAAAAAAAGCCAUAGAAAUAUUUUAAUUUACAAGAUAAAUAAUAUGUGUUUUGUAUUUGCUAUAUAGUUUGAUUGGAAGCAAUUAAUUAGCAAUGAUGUUGAUGAUAAUGAUUUAGCACAAAAUAUCAGACAAAUAUAUGCGUUAGCGUCUGGAGAACAUUCGGAAGUCCAAUUAACUGCCAGCGAUGAGCAUCAAAUUAGAUCUGUUUGCCAUCGAGCUGUUGAACAUCAACUUGUUCAUUUGUUUCAAUCUCUGAGGGCAACAGAAAAAUUGUUAUUACUCGUAUUAAAUUUCAUUACAACAGUAAAUGGUUUAACAGUGGCUAUUUUCGAUCAAUAUCAAUCGGCAAAUUUGAAAAUUGAACCAUCUCUUCUUCAAAGCCUAAAAUCAAGAUUGCAAUUAAGAAAUGAAUUUCUUAAGUUUGACUGGCCGAUCGAUGAUGAAACAUCGAACAAUAUACUUGAUUCUAUUUGUAAGACACAUUCUACUCCAUCAUCAUUUCGUUCGUUAUCAUACGAUAAAUUAACUUCUGAGUACCUUUCAAAAGUCUCAGAUUAUCAAAAACAAAUAAUGGAGAGUGUGUGGAUGGAUGGAAACGAACUUCGAACAAAAAUGAAAGAAUACAAAAUAUCACUAUCGGUAUCUAGUGACUUAGAAAAUCAAGGUUUUCAUCGACUUGAUGAAUUAACUGAUGACAAUGUCAAAACACUAAUGCAAACAGAUCAAGUUGCCAUGAAAAAAGAAUUGAACGACGUCAAAGAUAAUAUGGCAAAAAUGAAUGUUAUUCAAGAUAAACAUAACAGAUUAAAAGCAAACUUAACUCAGAUGAUAAAAAAAGAGAGUCGUAAGGGUAAAGAAGAGGCGGCCAAACACGACAAAGAUUUGAUUCAACGAAAAGAGCAAACAAAAGAAGCAAUUAAAAUUGUUGAAAGUAUUCGCAAGAACUUAGACCGACUCGGUGCAAAUGGCAAAGAACAAUUACAAGUGAAAUUGAGCGAUAUUGCGUCAAAACUCAAUGUCAAUUGGCGAUUCACUGAAGAUGAAUUGAAUAAACCUGACGCAUUAUUAAACUCAAUUCUUAGCGAUUUGAACAGUGCAAAUCAUCAAUAUAGUGUUGGUUCGAUUACAGCUUACAAGACGGAUGAAGAUAUUAUUGGUCAUGUUAGUGGUGGUAUCGUACUAUAUGGAAUACAAUUAACUGAUCCGAAAAGAUUAGGAGGAAAAGCACAACGACCUUUGCUGUCCAGCCCUAUCUAUUGUCCGCUUCUCAGUCCAUCGCUACCGUUUGAAUCGACGCAGAAAACAUUUACUAGUCUUGAAGCAUCGAAUCAUUUCAUGCAGACAAUAAAAACCAGUGGUAUUACUGUUGCUGCCCAUAUAGAAGCAUCUGGUUGGAGUUGCCAUACAAAAGUUUCUUUGGAUCAAAGUAAUCAGAAUAUUUCAACAUCAUCGAGUAAAAGGAAGAUACAUUCAACAACAGCUAUUCAAGUCGAUUAUAUGGUGGUACCGAUAAAAUGUUUUCGAAUACCACGAGAAGAAAUGAAACUAUCAACUGAAGCCGAACAUGCGUUGGCUGACGUUAAUACUUCGCAAAAAGCACGACAUUUUUUACGUCAAUUUCAUUCACAUGUGAGUGACGGAAUUCAGCAUAUUGGAGGAAUAUUCAUGCGCAUAGUCACAGUUGAAACGAAAGAAGACACCGAUGUACAAACAUUAGAAUCAUUAGCAGCAAAAACAAUGAAUUCAUCGAUCAGUGCCGGUGGAUCAUAUGCAGGAUUCAGUGCGGGAGUUGGCGUGUCUGUUGAAGACUUUGAGACCAAUACGAAUCAACAAGGAAAUGAGAAAAUUCGACGUCAAGCAACAAUCAACCGAAAAAUUCAAUGUAUCGGUCCUCCGUGCUCUAAUCCGGAGUUAUUUGUACAGGCACUGCGUGCAUCUAAUUCGUCGUGGUACGUAAUUGAUCGCGAUUCAUUAUCAUCAUUUAUUCCGAUUUGGGAAAUUAUUCUGAUGCGAUAUUCGUCUCAGCCACACAUGGUUGAAGCAGCUAAUUUACUCAAGCGUCAAUGGCUAAUUGAAGCACAAGAUUAUGAUAAUAUUUUAUUGAUUCAAAGUGAAAUUCAACGCGUACGAUAUAAUGACUAUUCUGCGAUUGGUACCAUAAGUCUGAACUUAAUGAAAGUUCCGAUGCAUGCCAAAAGUAAAAAACAAUUCGAUAUGCUUGAAACAGAAAUCAAACAACUUUUCAAUGAUUUCGACGUUCAUGAAUUAUCAUCAAGUAUGCUUCUAAAUAAAGUCAUUGCACUUUUUCAAUUAAUUGUUGUAUGGAGUAAUGAAUGUCAAGAAGAUUUCUUAAAAUUACUACUCCAACAUGAUACGAUGAAAUCCAUAUUAAAAUCAUUAGCUCUCUGUUCCGACGAAAACAAAGUGAAUCACAUUUUGCCGGUACUUGCAAAUGUAUUUUCAGAAGAGAAAGUGGAAGACUUAUACCAGCAACAAGUAGAAUUGGAACCGGAAAUUUUGGCCCUUAUUCGAAGAAGUCACACGAAGACACAAAGUGACGAUGGUUCGUGUUGCGACAUAUUCAGUAUACCUAUUGUUCCACUGAAUGAAUUACCAUCGCAUCUCGAGAAAUUAAUGAGUGAAAAAUAUAGCAAAGCUCCUGAUUUUACCACAGAAGUUUCAUUGAUUAUCAGUCGAAGUUUGAAAAAUACCAAAAAAACGAAUGACGUACAAUAUUUGCAACCAUUCACACGCCUCUUAGUUACAUAUGGAUGGUCCAACGAUAUGGAUGGAUUUGUAGGACCUCUUACCUAUGAAGGCCUUGAAUCGUUACUUGCUGCUAUGAAUGAUAUUUUUCCUAAGGAAUCGGCGCAAAAACUCACUCGACAAACAUCAGUCGCACCUUUCAUGUUCACGGAAUAUAAUAAAUCGAUGAAAGACGAUGACAAUAAUAGAAAGCUGUUAUACAAUUAUACCCACUGGUUAGUUGAUCGUCCAGUUGCACUCACCUGGGAACCUGUACAACGAUUCAUGGAUACGUUACGUCACAGAUUAAAGAUCGAUCCUAUUUCAGAAACAUCAACAACAUCAGGUACAGGUGAUAUAUGUCGAACAUUGAAAGGCUGGGGAAAGAAAAAACCUGUGGAAACAAUGGCAACAACACCUGAAAUUAAAUCCGAAAUAGUUGUAGCAUCGGCAUCAUGUGCAUCCGACCCUAAAACUUCAUCCUUGCAAUAUCAAACAAUAUACGAUAUUUUAAUUCAUAUACUCAAUUAUUCCGAUCUACUCAGUCAAAUUGAACUAUUUCGUUUACUGCUCGAACGACGAACAGCUGUUCCCAUAUUAUUACCAUCAAAUAAUUUGAAGGCACCAGCAUACAGUUAUCUAAUCGAUGCUUUAUCAUUUGUUCCUACCAAACUAUCACAACAAAGAGAAUACAAUCUGUCCAGUGAUUGUUCACUGUUACGAAUAGCUAUACUCUCGAUGAGACCAUUGAAACAAAGCGAAAGUAGUGAAUGGAUGAAACAAGUUUUCUCCUGUCAUUCCCUUAUGUUACUGUCAUCUGAUGUCAAGAGUAUGUCUACGAAUGAAUGCAUUGCUGAAAUAGGUGUCGGUUUUGUUCCAUGUUCAACAGCUGAAAGAAGCAGUGAAAAAUAUAAAGAAGUAUUAGUUCUUAAUGUUAUUGGAAAUUAUUUAUCGAUCUGGUCGUACAUUCAUCGAUUUGCAGAUGUACUCAUGGUAGAAGAAGAACCUUCGAGUAAAGCGAGUUUUCAUCCAUUAUCUUCUUUAAAAGAUGAAUGCCGCGUAAUCACAUGGAAAACAGCAACGCAAAAAAGUGAAUUAGAUGUCACUGUUGAUGGCUAUCUUCAUUUAUCAAGUAGUAUCAUUCAAACAGUUAGUGAUAUUCAAAAUUCUCUGUUAGAGUUAUUAUUGGAUGAAUCAUAUAAUAGCCAACGCUUUUCUCUAAAAUCAAUAAUUUGUCCUGAUUUAUACUAUUCGACAAUUAUCCAUUUAAUUGACACGGAAAACAUUAUACGAGAACAAGAUUACUCUAAGGUUCGUCUUUUAGAAUUACCUUUACAACAAAUAUUUGUAAAAGAAUCAGAAAACAUAGCAUUGAAAAAUAAAAACAAAAAUAAUGAUGUUGAACAACAACGAAUUCAACGUUUAAUUGAUAGUUAUCAGAAGGAACGUCGUGAAAAAGCGUACAAUGUUGAAAAAAAUCAAUUGAUAAAAUGUUUUACGGGUGUUCUAGCACUUGAAAAUCGUCAACUUCGUACACUGACCAUACAUCAAGUAACUCAACAAAUUGAAUUACAUUCACGAUCAGCAAUGAAAACAUUAAUUGACCGAAAAGAUGAAGCUUUCAAUGAAUAUGAUCGUGAUCAGCAAAAUCACUCAAAGCAAGAAGCGUAUUUUGAAGCGAAACGUUUGUUUACCAAUAGCAGCGUUGGAAUUGAACAUUUGUGGCGAGAAAUAUGUCAUUUAUAUGCCAGUAAUCCAACACGAUACGCAGAUUUUCCAGCAAUGGCUGCAAAACAUCUGAUUGAUGGUUUUGCAUUAGAAUUAUUAGAUGGUGAUGCAGGCAUGCUCGAACAAACUUGGAUCAAAGCUGUCUUUUCACAACUUGAACAACAACUAAUGAAACAACGUGAUUCUAAAUCGACGAAAAAUCCAAUUCGAAUAUUUAUUUUGAGCGUACUUGGCGUACAAAGUACGGGAAAAUCUACUCUGUUGAAUCUUAUGUUUGGUACACGUUUUCGUACAAGUGCAGGAAUGUGUACACGAGGUGUUAAUAUUCAAUUAUUAAAAGCCGAAAAUCGUCCCGAAUAUGAUUAUGUUUUGAUACUCGACACUGAAGGUAUUCGUGCUCCAGAAUAUACAGGCUUGGCCGACUCGGCAUGGCGAGAUAAUCGUUUGGCAACAUUUGCCGUAUUACCUGCUGAUGCAACAAUUAUAUUGAUCAACAGUGAAGAUGACAGUGCUGCUCGUGAAGUACUUCCGAUUGUUAUGUUAGCCUAUCAACAAAGUGAACUUGCAGCAUCAACAACAUCUCAAUUAAGUACGCGAAUAUUUUUUGUCUAUACACGAGUCGACAUGAAUGAUACAAAAAAACUUGUUAACAAUAUUCAAGCAAUGUUUAUUGAUUUAAAAAAUAAUGCUGGCAAGUUGCAAAAAGAUUCCGGAAGUCAAGACAAUCAAAUAGGAAACUACGUGUUGUUUCGUGAUUUUCGUGUCAAAGCUGAGAAUGGUGACGUCGGUGGGAAAGAAAGUGAUAUCAGAUUUUUAGGAAAAGUAAAAAAAUCCGAUGUACCACCAGACGAUGUACCUGAUACUGAUUACGGUGAUUUAGUAACACAACUCAAUGAAUAUCUCUACAGACGAGUUGUAUCGAGAAGUUCUGAUGGACAACAAUGGAAAGCAAGAGAACUUAGUACAUUUGUUCCUUAUAUUGAUUCAAUAUGGCAAUGCAUAAUGUCAGUCGAUUUUACUUUAUCAUUCAAAUCAGUUAUGGAACGAUUGACAUACGAUAAACUACAAGCAUACUGUAUAUCACAACGUACAAAAUUAGCUGGUUUGUUCUCACAAACAUAUGAUGAAAUUGAGACAAAGAUUAUCGGCGAACAAUUGCCUGAUCAACAGACAAGAAUCAAUGAACAACAGCAAAGUGAUUACUGUAGGAAAAAAAUAGGUUAUUAUCAAGCAGAACUAUCACGAAUGGUUGAUGUCAAAGCAGCUGAAAUUAACAAACAAGUUUUGGAAGAUCUGAAAGACGAGCGUUAUCAAUUAUGGUAUACAGGAACUAAAGAUAAUUGGAUGGCAUUUUACACUAAUCAAAAGACUCAUAACAAUUCCCGUAUACAUCAACUGGUGACAAACCGUUUAUCUUAUGAUAGCAAAUUGAUUUAUUAUCAACAACAAAUACGUAAGAAUAUCACGAAUUCAUUUAAAGAUAAAAAUGAACAACAACGUAUGGCCUUAUCAAAAAAUGAAUCACAACAAAGAGAAGAAUUCAGUCAGAUUUAUGACGAUAUACUUAGUGAUGCUAGGAGAAAUCAUCCACCAGAACAGGUCGAAUCAAAUGUUAAGCGUUUGUAUGAGAGCAACGGAAUCGGGCAUGAAUGCAAUUACACACUCAAAUAUAAUGAACUGAAGAUGCGACCAAAAUCAUCAUCGUUUUUUGACAAUAUCGGUGAAUUUUUUAAAGGCAUUUUUGGCAAAAACAGGUCUGAAAAAGAACCGCAGCAGUUCAUCCUUGAAUUGGUAUCGUUUGUCGAGAAUUUAUUAACGCCCAUCAAACGCUAUUCCGACGAUCUUGUACAACAAGCAAUUAAUCACACGCGUCAAAAACUAUGUGACUAUGGUGGAAAUCGCAAAUCUGUUCUAGAACAUGCGCACCAAAUAGUUUACUCGUUGUUAAUUCAACAGUUGACCGAAAAACAACAUGAAUGGGAACGACAUAACUCAAUAUCGGUACGCUUGAAGUAUGCACAAGAUGAUUUAUGGAAUUUCUACUGUAACACAAUCAGAGGCAUUGCUGGUGUCAAGCUACUCACAUCAGAUUUGAAAGCUAUUCUUUUGAAGAAUGAUAGAGCUGGAUUAACUCAGAAGAUCAUAAGAUACAUUGUUCAUGAUUUACAAAGUGAAGCAUGGGUGCAAAAUAGUCGAGUAUUGAUGGCACGUGCAGACUUAGAUUUAUUGAAGCUGAUUGAAAAUGGAGAAGUCGAUGAAAUGAUUCACUAUGUUGCUCAUUCGUCAGCACAUUAUCAAAAAAUUGUUGAUCAAUUAAUUCAGCAGAAGAUUAUUAAUUGUGUAGAAAAUCAGUGGAAUGAGUAUCACAGUUCAUUGAAAUCAGCUUUUAAUUCUACAUUUAUUAAAACACAGGCAUGGAAAAAUAAAAUUUGCGAUGAAAAUGAAAAAGAUAAAUCAAAAAUUUCUCGAGGACGUACACAAUUCUUCUUAAAAGAACUUAUAGAAAAUUUAAACAACUACAAAUUGCCGGUAAUAUUUGCUGAUGCAGUUCGAACACUUAAUAUUGAAAAUUACAGCAGUUGUGAUGAUGAACCAAUCGAAAUAUGGAAAGAAAUAGAAAAUAAUCUAUUCGAUGCGACAGUAAACGAAAGUGUCAUUGAGCUGACCGCAGAAGAAACAACGUAUAUAUUACAGAAUACACUAGAUGAAAUGAUUAAUAAUCAAAGAAAUGAAGCAGUCAAAAUGAGAUGCAAUGAACCAUGUCCAAUGUGUAAAAUGCCAUGUAAACGUUCAUCAGGGCACACAAGUUCAUUGGAUGAAAAUGAAAGACGACACGAUUGCGAUCAUCAAUCUGGUGGAUUAGGUGGAACACAUUGGGCAGAUGAUGUUAAAUCUAAAGCUAGAGAAUUAUGUUAUGAAUCUUGCUCGAACCAUGUCGCUGCUGGUAAUCGAUUUCAAAAAGAUGGCGUAUAUUACCCGUAUAGCGAGUUUGCACAACAUUAUUCUUGGUUAACGCCUCAAUCAACAACCGAAGUGAUGCAUGAAGUACGACAGUAUAUAUUCUACAAUUAUCAAAAGGAACUGGCUACCUAUUAUAAUUAUCUUCCAUGUUCAAAUAUACCAUCGUCAUUCAAUCAUCAACGAUCGAUUUUGUCUGCUAAUUUAAAAGAAAUUAUUGAGAAGAACAAAUAA
Rotaria sp. Silwood2 is the source of this 8944-nucleotide messenger RNA. NCBI's taxonomy places the organism in Eukaryota, Metazoa, Rotifera, Eurotatoria, Philodinida, Philodinidae. The record is from the annotation of a GenBank genome assembly.